Epithele typhae is the source of this 1212-nucleotide messenger RNA. RefSeq lists its product as uncharacterized. The transcript is spliced from 11 exons. Bases 1 to 1212 code for a protein of 403 amino acids. Lineage: Eukaryota; Fungi; Basidiomycota; Agaricomycetes; Polyporales; Epitheliaceae. The record is from RefSeq and is a predicted model, not a curated record.
AUGUUUGGCAGGCGCGGUUCACUCAACUACAAGAACGUGACCGUGGUCGUUGCAUUCGAGCCAGCCGGUGCAUAUGAGGAUUUCCUGCCCCUCGCAUGGCGGGUUCAAACUUUCAAACCGGACGCAAACGACAAGACGGACCCUUUCACUUGGACAAGCGAUUACGCCUAUUCUGCGUCGAAUGGCUGUCGAAAUAUCAAGGCGUGUAUGCCUAUCAAGUCGCGUCAGCAGACAUCAUUGCAAAAGAGUUACAGCACAACACCUCCGACGUUCUGGUUCACAGAUCCGAUCCCUUGCGUUCAUCCCAGUCCCAAGAUCUUCAAUCAUGUUUCUCAUUCAGCUGACAUUGGCUACGGCUUCAUCGUCAACGAAGACAAACUUGACUCUGAAGUGGAAACAGUGAUCGAGUUCAGCGGUGUCAGGCCGCUAGAAUCGAGGCAUACAUUUCAUUGGCAACCACGCAUGUCUGUCUACAUUUUCGUUGCGGAGACAGGGUAUAUUCAAGGAGAACGGAUAGCGAAACGACCCCCGAAGGAGUGCAACUACUGGCACAUGGAUCUCCGUCGUCUGCACCCAGGCACGCGAAUACUUGCCCUCGAGCUCUCCUACAACCCGAUCCUCCUAGAUUACGCCAUGACUCCCGAUCCUUCCUUGGCACCGCUAGUGACUUCCGAUGCUGUGGCACCGGCAUCGUCCUCGGUCGUAGAGGGAUUCGGAACAACUGUUUCAUAUACGAAACGAUACUCUGCCACGUUGCGGUUGAAUCUACAGCAAUUUAGUGCGGUGAUUGACAAAGUUCGCACUGCUCUCGCUCGGAAAGGCUAUCGGGUUUCUCUCUGCCUUCACCCGGGGUCCCCAACGGCAACUUUCGAACUCGUUCUUCCCGAUACCAUCUGCAGCUUUGCACAAGCAGAGCACGACCUUAUCGCCGCGACUAGGUCCGGGCUGUCGGAAGGCGUUAUGAUCAUCGAGCGCUACGCCGACUUCCUCGAACACGAAAUCAACGGUCACCGCUCCUGGCGCCGCAUCGACCCCUUGUCUAUAGACUGGAACUGGAGCAGGAACGAAACGGAUCACCCCGAGAAACAGGAAAAUUCCGACGGGGGCUCGGGGUAUGCGGACUCCGCCGCCGCUCCGGCGUAUUCCACAUCGAACUUUGCUGCCGUAGUACACAGAGAUGCAGUGGAAUUGCCUCCCUACUCCGGGCACUGA